GUUCUCGCUCACUGGUUCUCUCCCUCGCUCCGGUGCAUCAUUGCAGCUGCGUCCUCUCGGAUCCUCAUUACGCCGGCCCGCGUCCGUGGGUGCGCGGCCCCUGCGUCCACGCAUCUUUCGCAUCCCAUCUGCCAGCCGCUCGGCGCCCGCCUCCCCCCUCCGGUACCGCAUUGCCGUACUGCAGGGGCGCAGUGCAUUGCGCCGGCACCGUCAAUAGGUGGACCCCCUCCUGGAGAGAUAAAACCGCCGGCGCCGGCGCCACCAGUCCUUCUGACUGAGUCCUCGGCUCUGGAGUUCCUGCCCAGCAUAUACCCUCAACCCCAAACCAGAGCCCCCACAGUGCCAGCCCCUCCCUCACCCAGGCAGAAUGGGCAAGGAGAAGACACACAUCAACAUUGUGGUCAUUGGCCACGUGGACUCAGGCAAGUCCACCACGACAGGCCACCUCAUCUACAAGUGUGGUGGCAUCGACAAGCGGACCAUCGAGAAGUUUGAGAAGGAGGCAGCAGAGAUGGGGAAGGGCUCUUUUAAAUAUGCCUGGGUGCUGGACAAGCUGAAGGCCGAGCGGGAACGAGGCAUCACCAUCGACAUCUCCCUCUGGAAGUUUGAGACCACCAAGUACUACAUCACCAUCAUCGAUGCUCCAGGACACCGAGACUUCAUCAAGAAUAUGAUUACAGGCACAUCCCAGGCGGACUGCGCAGUGCUGAUCGUGGCAGCCGGUGUGGGCGAGUUUGAGGCGGGCAUCUCCAAGAACGGGCAAACCCGGGAACACGCACUCCUGGCCUACACUCUGGGUGUGAAGCAGCUCAUUGUGGGUGUCAACAAGAUGGACUCCACGGAACCAGCCUACAGCGAGAAGCGCUAUGAUGAGAUUGUUAAGGAGGUCAGCGCCUACAUCAAGAAGAUCGGCUACAACCCAGCCACGGUGCCCUUCGUGCCCAUCUCGGGCUGGCAUGGUGACAACAUGCUGGAGCCUUCACCUAAUAUGCCAUGGUUCAAGGGCUGGAAAGUAGAGCGUAAGGAAGGAAAUGCAAGCGGCGUGUCCCUGCUGGAAGCCCUGGACACAAUCCUGCCCCCCACCCGCCCCACUGACAAGCCCCUUCGUCUGCCUCUGCAGGAUGUGUACAAGAUUGGGGGCAUUGGGACCGUGCCUGUGGGCCGAGUGGAGACCGGUAUCCUCCGGCCUGGUAUGGUGGUGACCUUUGCGCCAGUCAACAUCACCACAGAGGUGAAGUCUGUGGAAAUGCACCAUGAGGCACUUAGCGAGGCCCUGCCUGGUGACAAUGUCGGGUUCAAUGUGAAGAAUGUGUCCGUUAAGGAUAUUCGCCGGGGCAAUGUCUGCGGGGACAGCAAAGCUGACCCGCCUCAGGAGGCUGCCCAGUUCACCUCUCAGGUUAUCAUCCUGAACCACCCUGGGCAAAUCAGCGCUGGCUACUCGCCAGUCAUCGACUGUCACACGGCCCACAUUGCCUGCAAGUUUGCCGAGCUAAAGGAGAAGAUUGACCGUCGUUCUGGCAAGAAGCUGGAGGAUAACCCCAAGUCCCUGAAGUCUGGUGAUGCAGCCAUUGUUGAGAUGGUCCCUGGAAAACCCAUGUGUGUGGAGAGCUUCUCACAGUACCCACCUCUCGGCCGCUUCGCCGUGCGCGACAUGCGGCAGACUGUGGCCGUGGGCGUCAUCAAGAACGUGGAGAAGAAGAGCGGCGGCGCAGGCAAGGUCACCAAGUCCGCACAGAAGGCUCAGAAAGCGGGCAAGUGAAGCGCGGGCGCCCGCGGCGUGGCCCUCCCCAACGGCGCCGCGCCGCGCCCCCAGCCCCGCCCCCGGCACUGGCCCCGCCCCCGCCCCAGGCGCGGCCCCUCUGCCCCGACCCCCUGCCAGGCGCAUGUCUGCACCUCCGCUUGUAAGAGGCUCUACGUCAGCGACUGGAUGCUCGCCAUCAAAGUCCAGUGGAAAUUCUUCAAGAGGAAAAGCGCCCCCGCCCCAGGCUUCCGCGCCAGCGCUCACCACGCUCAGUGCCCGUUUUCCCAAUAAACUGAGCGACCCCAGAGCCGUGUGUGCCUACUGCUGGGGCCCUGUUUCUCAAAGUCCCGUCGUCCAAGGUGUUCAGUCUGGCACUUCUCACCGCUGCCAGGUGACCUUGCAAACUGCCCUCCUAUGCUUCAUGGGUAGGCGGUGGGGCCCGCUGCGUGGGUGCUGGGAACCCCCAGCUAGGUGAAGAUGGAAAAGCCAAAUGGCUUUCAUGGCUAUGACCCUUUUUGGGUGCCUCGGUGAGAUGUGCAAGACCGAGUAGAACCAAAACUGACUGGGUGUCCUGAUGUGCCCCACAAGGAACCGUGAAACCUGAGAGCUCCUCCCCACGAGUGGGCACACACUUGCUUCCCCCUAGAUUUCUGGAUUCUGACAGAAGCCCAUCUUGCUCCCACUCCUGCCUGCUGAGCCAGCCCCAUGUCUAUUCUAGUUCUCCUUGGCCCAGAUCCUCAAUCCUUAAAUUGCAGCAACACCAGCCCCAGAAGCCAGGAGGUCAGUGACUUAGGUCACAUGGGCUGGAAUUGACCCACCUGUCCCAGAACAUGCCAUGACUUCAGUGGCCAGGCAGGACAGAUGGUAGGACUACUCUCCACUCACUCUUGUCCUCUCAAGGCCUAUUCUUGUUAUUGCAGAUCAAGGUUGGGUAGGGUGAGCAGAAUUCCUUCACAGAGCCAGAGUAAAGCUCUUUGGAGCCUCAGGCAGAGUACUGGUUCUUAAUAUUCCAUGUUCCCCUUGUGUCAGUCUCCUAGGUCUGCUACAAAUGGCCAACCACAGUGACUUUGGAGACACAUAAUGGUGCGAUCAGCACCCUUGGGCAAGAAGGGAAACCACUAUAGAUCUCUUCUUCCCUCCUGGCUUUGUUGGCACAUCUGGGCUAAUGGCCCAACCACUGCAGUCUCUGCUUUUUGGUCAUGUACCCUCAUCUCUUCUAGAGCAUGAACUCUCUCUCCUAUAAGGACACCAGUGACUACUUAGAGCAUGUCUGGAGAACCUAGAUAAUAGUCUACCUUCUUGAGUGCAUCUUCAGAACCUUUCCUUGCACAUAGCUGCUGACCCAGGUUCAUCGGGUCAGGCUCCUGAUACCUUCAGUACACUCAGCCUCUAUGCUAGAUGAGGACAGCUGCGAUGGGCACACAGUCCAAGGAGUUCUCCUACCUAACCACAAAACAGGAGAGGCACCCAUAAUGAUGGGAUAGGAAGGGAGGAAGACUUUCAUGGCCAGGGAAUGAUGUGUUUGGAAAGGUGGUUACCCAUGGCUGUGUUGACAACCCACAGACCCGGACAGGAUGGGUUUGAACUAAUGAGUGUCAGGCCUCUGAGGGAAGGCUAUUGGAUACAGAUACCCAAGAGAAUAUGAACUUUAGAGGGACAUCAGAUACUUUUUAAUAUAAAUAUUUGAGAUAGAUAUAGUAAAAAAAAAAGAGUUCAUUGUUUGUCUGGAACUGUGAUUUGGAAUUCUUGUAUUUUGUCUGAUGACCGUAUCCAAGGACACUAGGUUUCUCCUAGACACCUGGCCAAUUCUAGGUCUUUCCUAGGGCCACCAUUAUUGACAAGAUUGAUCAGGUAGACCGAGUCAGUCACAGGAAGUUGUUUUAACAGUUAGUCCUCUUAGGAUUGGGAAAACUAAGGAAAUUCAUUAGACUGAGAUGGGACAAAUGUGAGAUACAGCCCUUGGCUGGGGUUAAAGGAAACCUGGUAGGCACACCCUCCUCAUCCUCCUGUCCUUGGUUGCUAUAGCAAAUGUUGGUGUUUUCUGGGAAUCCUGGCUACCCAAAAUCACAGGUUGGCCCAGUUCUGACCAGCCAGCUGGUCAGAGUGCACACAGUACAUCACAGGGUGGACACAUUUCAAGGACUCCCUGGAGAUCUGGGGAUGACUGGAUGUAGUUCUGGUCCUCAGUGGAGUCAUGGGUAGAUGACUGCCUAUUGGCCCUGUUACCCUAAGUACCUUUAGGGAAAGUCUUCAAGCCUUGGGCCUCUCUUCAGGGUUGUGGUGAUAAUGAAGGCAGGCAUAAAUUCCUGAAUCUGAAGCCUGAGGGGUUCUGGGCUUUACUGUGGUCUAUUCCAUCUCAGAAGUUCAUGGUAGACUGGAGGAGAAAGAACUCUCAAGGGAGCUCAAGUGUCUGUAGUCUGUGGUCCCAACACAUGUGGUCACCUCUAAGACUGCCAGGACAUUCCCUUUGACCUCUGAGUUAGGGUUCCCCAUGUCCAUCCCACCUAUAUCUCUUCAGAGCGCAAGGGCUGGUUCUCUACUUCCCACUGGGUUUCUGGGGAGUUCUAAGGGCUCCCCACACUUAGGCCAGAAGGAACAUCAGAAGACAGUGACCAUACAUCUGAGCUGAAAGAUAAAGAGGUAAGAAGUGCAUCUGCUUGCCUGAGGGAUGCCCAGCACUGGCUUGAAGUGUGACCACACAGCAACUGUUGCACAUUCCAUGCCUCUGCUGUGGCCUGGGUCAGGGCUGAGAUGGAGAGGAACUUAGAGCAGACAGAACUCAUGGCAAGUGGGAGGCAAGGAAAGAUGGUACACACAGGGAGACUGAAGGCUGAUUUCUAGCCAUUGGCUUGAGGUACACAUUAGAUAGAUAGACAGGUUGUGGAAUAAGAGUGUAUCACCACAUCUUGAGGAUGCCCAGGGGCCUGGCAGGGGAGACAGUUUCAGGGUUGAAGUGAUCGUUGAGCUAAUCCAGGCUGGGAAGGUGACCAUGAUGGCAACCUCUGGGGAGAGAGACACAAUCUUGAGGCACAUUCCUGGAGGCAGUGUAUAGGGUAGGGUGAGGGCUGGGGAAUGCCCUCCUAUGCUGGGUUAGUGAAUAAUUUACAGUAAGCUCCACCAACCCUGACCACCAGCCUCUCUGCACACUUUCAAGGUCUCUGAAAGAUUCAUGAGGCAGUGACAGAAUUGAUGGGCCUCAGGGUUGCUGAGUUGGCCAAAUAUGAUUUGUCUCUUGCCUGGCCUCCACAGGAAUGCUGCACCCUCCUAUAAUGUUUGUAGAGGGACCUUUCUUCCCUUCCCCUGGAUCCCGAAGGUGACAGGCUGUUGUCUGGAUGGUGGCUUCUGAGUCAUCCCUUAAGGACUGAGCCUUGUGGCAACUUUUGGCCCUGGAGCAUUUCACAUUAUGUGAUUAUAGUAAUGACCUUCUUUGAAAAUAGCUGUGGGUACCCAUAAGAGCUUCUGAAUGGGAUUGUGAGCAUUCGUGCUUGCCAAUUGUGCUUGCUGUGGGCCUUGGCCUGUGGGCAGUAUAGCCUAGGUGUGGAGCCCUAGGUGUAGGGCUGUGUAGCAAAGAACCUGAAGGACUGUUUCAGAGAUGUUAGAGAUAGCAUACGUAUGCACAUGUAUAUGCCUGCGUGAUCAUGCUUGUUUGCCAGUAUUUGUGUGUAUGUGUGUGUGCGCGUGCGCGCGUGCGCGCGUGCACACGUGCAUGCUAGGAGGGAGUCUUCUGGGAGGCUGGACCAAAACAUCACUGAGGAAGCUGUUUUUCUCAUGGAUAGAGAUAGUGUGGAUCAGGAGAACCGUGCUGGCACAUAUAUGGGCAUCCAUUUCUAGAUUCUGUUUAUUAGUGAAAGGAAAAUCCAUUCCCCAGAGAUGGGGACUGUAAAUGGAGUCUGGGGAGCUGAGAAGUGCUGACUCAGCUCUGGCUUCCUUUGCUGUGCCUAAUGUCUCAUCUGGGGUUGGCUGGGAGAAGAGGAAGAAGGCCAUGGAGAGCAAUCAGGCCACUGAGGCUGCAUCAGGCUGCAUGGGGCUGAGAGCUGCUCAGAUGUGGUGUUGGCUAUGGUUCCUGCUACUGGGUUGGUCAGCUCAGUCCCACCAAACCAGAGUCAGUGCUUAGAUGGAGGCUCUAAAUUUGAUAGGAAUCACAGAAACAAGGAUAGAGGGAGAACACAGAGUCCUAUUUGUUCAUUCUCUGUCCCCAAGUGGCAAAGGAGGGCAGAGGAUGAGGCCUUUGUCUUGGCUACAGUGUAGGGAUUGGCCACUAUCUGGCUUCAGUUCCCUCCUCCUCCCGGCACUGACUUGCUCUGUUCUUUGGAAGAUGCUACAGCACCAAGGAUCAGGAAUGCUGCAGUUCCUAAGGGCCUUUUUGUUACAAGAGGACAGACUGGGUGGGCUGGAGAUAGUGAUGUAGCAAGAGCUUAGGGAUAUAGCAGGAACUAAGGUGCAUCAGGAAUCAGGAACUUGCAUAGAAACAGGGGGUGUAGCAGAAAUACAACAUAGCUAGGGCUAUAGUAGGAACUGGAGGUAUAGUAGAGGACACUGGGGAUACAACAGGAGUUGGGAGUACAGAAGGAGCUGAAGGUAUAGAGGGAUCCCAGACUGUGGCUGGACCUGGCUAUGCAGCUAUAAGCAGGAUUUGUAUAAUGGGGUUGGAGAAGGACUCAUGGGGUAGGGAGAAUCUCACUUUCUGAAGAUACCAAAAAAAGGCUGCCACCCUGCCUGGUUCUAGGUGCCAACAUCCUUAGUGGAAAGGGUCUUCAGCCCAGGCCUGUCUGGUCAGGGUAAAGGACUUUCUUGUAGUCCCACCUCCCAGAAGGAUGAGGCUGCUUCUGUCUAGCAUUUCGGCCCUUUGAUCCCCCUUACCGCUUUCCUUUCCGAGAUGCAUCCCUGAUGGCGUCGGUUUUUUUGUCCUGAGUGCUGAGGAAGGCAGAGCCUGGCAGAGAUGCGCCUAGCCAGCCAGAGCCGGCUCAUUUAUUUUUACCUUAACACUUACAUAACACUUCUUCUGCAAGGCAUCGUUCCAAUACUUCACAAAUCUCAUUCCACUGUCAUAAUCGUGCAGGGUGAUUGUCUUAUUCCCAUUACAGGUAAAGACACAGAGGCUCAGAGACCUCCCCAAAACCACUCCUGGUGGUUAAGCUCACAGCCAUGAAGCACAGGUCCCACUGCCCUGCAGUGCUCUCAAGGGAGCGUUUCCCCACCAAGCCUGAGAACAGAAACUGCAGUUGCUUUGCUGAAGUUGGAUGCUGGGCUUGUGCCAGCCCUUGCUGGAUGUCCUCAAAGCCCUUCCUGGGGCUGGAUUUUCUUCUUCUUCUUCUUCUUCUUCUUCUUCUUCUUCUCCUUCUUCUCCUUCUUUUUUUUGUUUUUUUUUUUUGAGACAGGGUUUCUCUGUAUAGCCCUAUCCGCCUGCCUCUGCCUCCCAAGUGCUGGGAUUAAAGGCGUGUGCCACCACACCCGGCAGUUUUCUUCUUUCACAUGCCUCCACUCUGCCCACCUUUCUCAAGAAAGUUGUCAUCUCUAGGCUUUGGUGUACUCAGAACAGUGUUGGGGACAGUGAGGCUGUUUCAUGCUAAGUUACAAAUCACUAUGUACCAAAAACAGGAACAUUUUAAGAAGGAUACAUUUUCUGACAUUACUAGGAGAUACAGUCUCACAGAAAUCUCCAUGAUCCUAUGGCUCUCACAGUCUUUUCUGCUCCCUUACCCUUGGGUACAGGAGUUAAUUGUUUUGUAGAUCUGUCUGUUGGGACUGGGCUUUGAAACUCUACAUUCUGAUUGGCUGUGGUUUUCUGUAAUAAUAUCAAUCUGUUACAGAGAGCUAUUUCCUUGAUGAAGAGUGGGAACUACCCUUAUUUGUGGGUAUAAGGGCAAAUAUUUAGAGUGCUGUACUGGCUGGUUUUGUGUAUCAACUUGACCCAAGCUAGAGUUAUCACAGAGAAAGGAGCCUCCCUUGAAGAAAUGUCCCUAGAAGAUCCAGUUGUAAGGCCUUUUCUCAAUUAGUGAUCAAGGCGGGAGGGCCCAGCCCAUUGUGGGUGGUGCCAUCCCUGGGCUGGUAGUCAUGGGUUCUAUAAGAAAGCAAGCUGAGCAAGCCAGGGGAAGCAAGCCAGUAAGUAACAUCCACCCACAGCUUCUGCAUCAGUUCCUGUCUCCAGGUUCCUGCCCCGUGUGAGUUCCUUCCCUGACUUCCUUUGAUGAUGAACAGCAGUGUGGAAGUGUAAGCUGAAUAAACCCUUUCCUCCCCAA
Mus musculus (house mouse) is the source of this 7980-nucleotide messenger RNA. It is a transcript of the gene Eef1a2, whose product is annotated as eukaryotic translation elongation factor 1 alpha 2. The record is from RefSeq and is marked validated. Gene Ontology annotation, biological process: translational elongation. Gene Ontology annotation, molecular function: GTP binding; GTPase activity; translation elongation factor activity. The transcript is spliced from 8 exons. Lineage: Eukaryota; Metazoa; Chordata; Mammalia; Rodentia; Muridae. Gene Ontology annotation, cellular component: endoplasmic reticulum membrane; cytoplasm. The coding region runs from base 368 to 1759 and encodes 463 amino acids.